Messenger RNA from Didymodactylos carnosus, 2196 nucleotides. NCBI's taxonomy places the organism in Eukaryota, Metazoa, Rotifera, Eurotatoria, Philodinida, Philodinidae. The record is from the annotation of a GenBank genome assembly.
AUGUUAUUUGCACUCUUUCUAGCUCUUGUUUCAAUAUCGUCAGCUAAUCGUACUGAAUUACGUGCUGUAUUCGAUAAAUAUGCACAUCAUGUUUAUCAAAAUGAAAAUUAUAUGACACCACAUGAAUUUGUUCAAGAUUAUCUAUGUUAUUUAAAAGGUGAUAAUAUUGAAACAAAAACAUUAGAUAUUCUUUCGUCAUUAGUCGAUUUAAACAAAGAUCAACGAAUAACAUUUACAGAAUUUCAACAAUUUGAAUCAUUAUUACUUGCUUCUGAUUCUCUCUAUCGUCUCGCCUUUCAAUUAUUUGAUAAAACUGGACAUGGUCUAAUUACAUUCGAAUCAUUUCAAGAUAUCAUUACAUCAACAUCAUUUUAUAAAAAAUUUCCGUUUAAUUUUGAUAGUGAAUUUAUUACAUUACAUUUUGGUGCUAAACGUCAACGACAAAUUAAUUAUAAAGAUUUUACACAAAUUCUAUUAGAUUUCAUUGAUGAACAAACAAUACAAGCAUUUAAAACGAUGGAUAAUUCGAAUCAAGGUUACAUUACAUUAAAAAAUUUUGAUUAUAUUUUAAAAGAAUUGCGUCAAUAUCAAUUAUCUGAUUUUAUUACUGGAAAUUUGUAUGAAAUUAUUAAAUUAACAAAAUAUAAUUUAGAUAAUAGUACACAUAUUACAUUUCCAUAUUUUAUGGCAUUUUUACAAUUAUUAAACAAUAUAGAAUUAAUGAAAAAAAUUUAUUUACAAGCAUGUCUGAAACAUCCGGCACACUUUAAACAACAAAUAUGUGUUUCAAAACAAGAAUUUUUAAAUGAAGCACAACAUUUUCCACGAACAACACCAUUACAAUGUGAUAUUCUAUUUGCUAUUAUUCAUUUGUUACAUCAACAAGGCAUUGGACGAGGAAUUGAUACAGAUCAAGAUAAAGUUGGGCUAUUAUUAAGAGAUUUUGAUCUCAUUGGUCAACAUGAACAUCAAAUGCCCUAUCGAAUUAAGACACAAAUUAUCGAUGAACAGUAUAACAUAGAGCGACAAGGAAUUGGAAUGAAAGUAUUAGAAUCCGGAUAUCGAUUUGCUUUAGGUUCAAUUGCUGGUGCUGUCGGUGCCACAGCUGUCUAUCCAAUUGAUUUAGUGAAAACUCGUAUGCAAAAUCAACGUUCGGGAAGUAUUGUCGGUGAAAGAAUGUAUCGAAGUUCAUUAGAUUGUUUUCAAAAAGUUGUGAGACACGAAGGAGUAUUCGGAUUGUAUCGAGGAUUGGUACCGCAACUUGUUGGAGUUGCACCGGAAAAAGCCAUAAAGUUAACAAUGAAUGAUUUCAUUCGUGAUCGUUUAACAUUAAAAGAUGGCACAAUACCACUAUGGUGUGAAGUUGUGGCUGGUGGAUGUGCUGGAGCGUCACAAGUAACAUUCACAAAUCCAUUAGAAAUUGUAAAAAUUCGUUUACAAGUUGCGGGAGAAAUUCAAACAGCUCCUCGUCCUUCUGCCAUACAAGUUGUUCGUGAAUUGGGAUUUUUGGGUUUAUACAAAGGUGCUAAAGCAUGUUUUCUACGUGAUAUACCAUUUUCGGCAAUUUAUUUUCCUGCCUAUGCGCAUACAAAAAAGAAAAUGGCAAAUGAACAGGGUUACAAUGAUCCGAAAUCAUUAUUUAUAUCUGGACUUUUAGCUGGUAUACCAGCUGCUGGUUUAUGUACACCUGCUGAUGUAAUUAAAACACGUUUACAAGUCGUAGCGCGUAAAGGUCAGACAGCAUAUUUAGGAUUGACCGAUGCAGCUAUUAAGAUUUUUCGAGAAGAAGGAUGGACAGCAUUUUGGAAAGGUGCGGGCGCACGAAUGUUUCGAUCAUCCCCUCAAUUUGGUUUUACACUGUUAACCUAUGAAUUAUUACAACGUUUUUUGAAUGUUGAUUUUCAUGGACGAAAACUACAAGGUUCUCAUACAGAAGUAGGUGGAAAAGAUCAACAACACACAAUAUCACGUAAUAUAUUAUCAUCAACAAAUCCUGAUCAUAUUGGCGGAUUUCAUUUGGCAUUGGCCACCUUUGAAGGUAUUGAAACACGAUUCGGUCUCGCUUUUCCUAAAUAUAAAUCGACAACGAAUGAACCAUCAAACAUUAUACAAACACAAACAACAAAAUUAACAACUUUACUAGGAAUACCAGCCACUACAACAACGUCAACAUUAUUACCAAAAGAUAAUAAAUAA